Raphanus sativus (radish) is the source of this 1461-nucleotide messenger RNA. RefSeq lists its product as uncharacterized. The record is from RefSeq and is a predicted model, not a curated record. The transcript has a single exon. Lineage: Eukaryota; Viridiplantae; Streptophyta; Magnoliopsida; Brassicales; Brassicaceae. The coding region runs from base 1 to 1461 and encodes 486 amino acids.
AUGGAUCAUGCGUUGAUGGCGCUCUCGUUGGAUGAAGAAGAAACUCCGUUUGUCAUGCCGGAUCUGCCGGGCUUCAGCUCGGCGGAGGAGAAUAAACUCAGUCUCAUGGGUCGCAUUCUUAACCCGAGGUGUCAAAAGAUGUCGUCUCUAAUUAUGAAGAUGCCUAGGAAAUGGCAGAAGGAAGGUCGUGUGCGUGGAAUAGCUCUCUCCCCUGAGCGUUUCCAGUUCAUAUUCAAAUAUGAACAUGAUCUGGUGGAUGUGUUGGAAAGAGGAGUUCAAACCCAUCAAGAAUGGGUUAUUGUGUUGGAAAGAUGGGUGGAAAACCCCCCAGAAGACUACCUGCAAUUCAUCCCUGUCUGGGUCCAAAUCAGUAAGAUUCCUGUGAACUGUUAUACAGUGGGAGCCUUAACUGCUCUUGGCGACUUAGUAGGAAAGACGGUGGUGGUGGCCUUCGACCCCACUAAACCGGUAACCCAAAACUUCAUCAGAGUCAAGGUUAAUUUCAAUGUCGCUCAUCCUCUGAAAUCGUCAAGGACCAUCUCUCUCAAAGGUGGGACGGAGGCGGUAGUCCACUUCCAUUACGAGAAAAUUCAGAAGAGAUGCUUCAACUGUCAAAGGCUUAACCACGAAAAGGAUUACUGCCCGCUGGUGGUGAGGCAGAGACAAGAAGAUGCGAGGUUAAGGAGAGAAAAAAUGGCUGCAAACCUGGUGAAAAAACCCUUGGUGCUGCCUGAAGAUGAUAUCUUGUUUGGAGUCUUAGAAGAAGAGCAGGUGGGAAUGGAUCCAGCCACAGGAAGAUGGAAGAUAGCAAAAGAAGUGCUGGAGGAAAUGAGAAGAUAUCUCCUUGCUGACACUGGUGAAAGCAAAAUGGUGAAGGUGGGAAAGGUUCAAGAGUCAGUGAGGUCAGCUGAGAAGGAUCCUAUGUUACAGCGAUCAGUGCUAAGACUUGAGCCCCCCCCGAUCAUCACGACCGAUUUGAACAAAGGGAAAGGAUUGGUGUUUGAUUAUAGUGAAAAAAUGGGAGAAUCGAAAGCUAACUCUGUGAAGAGUAACCCUACAAAGCUCAUGGCAGACUCCUUCAAGGCGCUCUCAGCUGACUCCUUCAUCUCUUCACCAGUCCUGAAGAUAGCUACUGAAGAGGAGGAUAGCUCUGUGGAUAUAUCAUCUCGUAAACCUUCCUAUCCUACGGUUUUCAAGGCAAGCAACUUUGCUCCUUGCUCUUCCGGGGUAGGCAAGAAGAGAUCUGCGGUAAGAAAGAGACCACCUAGGGCCGUAAGACUGCAGAAGAGGAGAGAGUUGGAGUUGGCAGAGAUUAACUCAAAUGACGGUGUGGGUGAAGGGAAGCAAACCGUGGGUAACAAGAAACGCAAGUGUUCAGUGGAGGAGGUGGCAACGCCAACAACAAUCAAGGCUGUGUGCCUUAAGGUGGUCCCAUAUGAGGGAUCGCCCAAGCAAUUAUGA